AUGCAGAAGACUCGGCUGAAGGAGUUGUUCCGAAUGAGGCGUACGCCGCGACCCGAGAGCAGCGACGCCGCAAACAGCGUCACCACACGGCUACCGGGCAACAGCGGGACGGAGCUCGCUAUCACAUCACUGCCUAGCAACGCCGAGCCCGUAAUGAGCUCCCAGGACAAUGACACGCCUGACACUCAUGCUAAUGAGCCUGACGUGCCGGAUCAGUCAGCCAAUCAGGAGUCCGUGCUGUCUGACGUCGGCCGCUACCGGCGCUCGCGGAUGAAGCGCACCAGUAAACUCAACCGCUCUGCUAGCACAAGCAGCGCUGAUAAUAAUUCCCCGCGUGUCAGCCUCUCUACAUGCUCAAGCUCGAGUACUAGUGGAAGCAGCAGCGAUCGCUCAUGUAUAAGCCUGGACAGCGUGGAUGUAAAAUCACUCAGAGCAAUCGCCUUUGCCAGAAAUCCAUCUUCCCUGCCGCGCUCGCGUUCAGAGACGAGAUUCGGACCCAAAGCGCGGACCCGACUGUACAAACGAUCGCUCAGGCAUCAAUCGUCAGACAGUGUUGUUGUGAUCGGAGGCAUGCAUCAAGAGAAUAAGAUACUGCGGUCGAGUCCGUCGGAGGCAGCCAUGUCGACCACGAGCUCCGUGGAGCAAAUCGCAGCGCCGAAACCCAAGAUGGGACCUCACCCAAAGAAGAAGAUGCUUCGCUCGCACAGCGAGUCGGCCAUUGAUGUCACCAUGCUCCGUACCGCCAAGAACAACCUGCAAGACUCGGCGGGCAAUAUCACUCCCAAGACGGGCAUCGUCUGCUCCAACGAAGACCUCAUGAAGAUCCUCUCCGAUGCCAGGAAACAAAAGGUGACCCGGAGACGCAACAACACCAUCGUCUGCCGGCUGGAUGCUACCCCGGAGCUGCCCCAGGAGCACACCGCGACCGAAGAAGCCGAGACUUGCCUCAACGAGGACAUAGCUGAGAUAGCACCUCUCCCUAAAAGAUCCCUGGGUGCCCCCACCAACACUUCUCCACGAUCCUGGUCAAGUAGACACCACAGCAUGCGAAUUACCAACAACCACACCACGGGAGAUCUCAACACCUGCGCCAUGGACUUGCACGACUGGUCCCCCAAGCACGCCCUGAUCACCCCCAACCAGAACUCUAACACCAACGCCAACUUCCCGACCAAGAUCUUCUCCAGAGGUGAGAAGCGGACCUCUAACGGAUUCUGCCGGAAUCGCUCCUACCCGACCACCACGGCCCAGUGUCCUACAGAACUGGAACCCAUGCUUGGGGAGGUCGAAAGCGACCAGGACGACAACGGUAACAUAGUGGAGGUAGAGGAGGAGGAGGUGCCAGCUGUGGUACCUGUCAUCCAGACGCCGUCACCCGUCAAAUCACCCAGCCCAGUCACUACACCUGAAGCCGAGAACCAGCCAAGCACGAGUACGAGUCCAGCCCCGCAAACCAUCGUCUGCACCGGCUUCGACCCGGAGCUGCUCGGCCAGGCGAUCGAGCGACACCUGACCAUCGCCAAGGUGAGCCCGACCCACGAGAGCAAACCCGAACGGAGCCGAUCCAAUUCCAUCAAGAGUAUGUGGACACAGAACCGAAUCAGCAAUCUGGUCACGCGGUUCCCCUUCCGGAGGGAGAACUCAACAACAGCCGCAGUGUAAAAAAAGGUUUACCGAUGUAAAUAUACUCUGUAAAUAAAGAUGUAUUUAUCAUUACUAUUCUCACGUUAAACUACAUCAUUUUUUUUAUAUUACAUGUUAUGCAACGCCUAAAUAAAUCCGCGUCAUCUGAUUGGUGGGUCGCCCAUCACAUGUCAUUGAAUUAUUCCUCCAACCCACGGCCCAGCCGCACCGCAAAAAAUAAAAGUUCUAUUGUCUGGUAAAUAGAAAUUAUAUUGCACGGUCACACCACUGGUGGCUCUGACCAAUCAGACGACGAGGAUUUAUUCAGGUGUUGUGUAAAACAAACAAUGAAUGUUUCACAUUCGUGCAAUGGUAAGAAUCAUUUCAUUCGGUGGCAGACGGAAUGUUCAAUUCACAUUCCACAUAUCGUCUCAUGAAAUUAUUCUUACCAUUGCACUAAAAAAACCAUUCAUUAUUAGUAAAGUAUGAUAACCAAUCGAAACAUUAGUGCUAGAACCACAUGUCACCUAAAUAAUUCACAAUCCAACCAGUUGGUUAUAGAAACAACUAGCAAAAAAAUUACUGCAAUUUUACCCAUAGUACGUCUAUAUUAAACAUACAAAAAUACUUUUUCAUGUAUCACGUUCAUCCUAAUCAAGGAGUAUAGUCCUACGUGUACAAUGUGUAAUCAUAUACACCGCAGUAAGUGAAUGAAACACGGAGAUAUUAAAGACAUGUUUAUAGCAAAUACAUCAUGGAUACCAAGUAUUAUAAAAUAUCACCGGCAAAAUUUAGCGAGUUGGUGUAACCAACACAAAAUAAGCAAUGAUUAACAAUGUGUAUAGCGAAGAACAUGUUGACAUGUCGCACUUAUAUUUUAAUUUAUUUUGUACGAAGUAUGGAGGCAUUAGUAUAUACAGCAAAGUAAUACUAUAAUUAUAUGAAAAUAUACGAUAUUUUUGCACGCUUUUAUGCUGGCACCGUUGAAUAUUUAUGUUAUCGUCGCUGGGUCGAUGUAUGUAAAACAUUUUUUUAUUGUGUCAUACGGGGAAUGGCAUUCCAAAAAGAUUCCAUGAUUUCCAAUGUAGGCAUCGAUUUGCCUGUAGUUCAUGUCAUUUAUGAUCUUGUUAUGAACGCCACAUCACUAUUGAAUGAAUGAAGAUGCGAAUUAACUUGUACACACACACAAAACCGCAGCAAAACUACGACAACUUGAGUACAAACGUUUUCGGUAAAAUUACUGUUUUCAAGCGGAACUAUGUUGCUAGGAAACGGGUGUUGGCAUGACAACCCAUUUUUAUCUCAAUAUUAAAGGCUACCGAUAUAGCUUUAUCCUUUUUUUCGCGUUCGUGGUGCCAUAUUCGCGCUUUUAACUUAUUAUUAUUCGUAUUUAUAAAAAAUGUAUUUAUAUUUUAUUUAGUUCAAUACUUAUCUAUCACUAGCCACGAUGAUAUGAAUAAUCUCAUGUUAUCUACCUAUACUAUUAUAUAGGAAUAACUCAGCUGUUAAACAAGAUUAACCUCCAAGAUUAUUAUGUUUUAAUACAGUGACACAUUAAUCAACUUGCACCUGUUUAAGUCCAGCAUUCGUUGCACUAUCCUCACAAGGAAUUAAAUCUACCGAGGGCAACAUUUAUAAAAAAUCACGUUAAUAAUUCAGCUAGGAAGGCUCAUAUUAAUUCAUUUAAUUAUGCCGCAUUCAGUAUUCAUUUGAAAAAUAUUUAUUUUGCUUUGUAUCAUUUUGCUUAAAGGUUCAACUGAAAUAUAUUGGUAUUUUAUGUGUUUAGCCUGUGUGCAGUUGCUAUCGACCUUAUGCGUUAGGGCGAAGUCAGAGGGCAUUGGUUUUUGUAUUGCGUGGAUAAGCAUUAGUAAACCUUUUGCGCAUUCAUUGUUACUAAAUUUAAAUGACACAGAAUGCCCUCUGAAAAACCCGUAAUGGAUAAGGUCUAUAGCAAAAUAUACAUUUAAGUAGCGAAAAAAUAUAUACCAUUUAAAGAACCAAGGUAAUUUUAGUCGACAUGAUGGUAAAUCGAGAAGAUAAUUUACCCAAAUAUUUAUCUAGAAUCCUCACUGUAUGUGUUUUAUUUAUUUAUUUAUUUAUUUUAAAUCUUUGGACAACACAGAAGUAAACGAUAUCUCAUUAGCAGGGGCUGCCCAGGGAAGAGCAACAGUUAAAAAAAAAACUGUCAUCAAAAGAUGUGCUCUCCCAAAAUAAAUUCGUUGUUUAACAACAAAUUUAUUUUAAGUUUUCUGUAAGCAUUUUACGAUUACGAUUGUUAAAAUAGGAUUUUGUAUGGUAUCUAUGAAGUUGAACAUCACUGUACGUUUACUGUACCGGAACUACGCAAUUACAAAUGAAAUUUUUGGACUGUCGUUUGAGAAAUGCUAGCUUCGGCAACAACAAAUGCAGCAUGUUUAGUAUCAGGCUAAAUACAUACGGAUUUUAUCCGAGUACGAUAGACUACGAAAAGCAACUGUCGAAAUGUUUUCGAGUCAACAAAGUGGGAAAAUAACUAACUUUUUAAUUAAGAAUUAAAUAAAAUAAACAACGAUUCGCAAUAGUAUUACACCGUAAAUAGAUCAUAUCGAGCAAAAAUGUUCUGGAUUUCAUGAGGAACGUUAAUACACGCGUUUCUUGUUUUUGUUACGUAAUUAAAAAUAAAAAAAUACUAAACAUCGGUAUAAAAAAAAUGAAAAGUUGCCCACUGAUAACUUGAUCAUUUAUGUAUUGUCAGCUAUUAUUUCGAUAUCAGUAUGUAUGCUAACUAUGCUAUUUCAUUUAUUGCACUGUUAGAUUCAUUGAUAUAAUACUGGUUUCAUUGACGAACUAAGCACGAAUUUUUGUUUCAAAGAAAACACAAAACAUGAAGAAUCAUGGUAUUACAGCUAUACAUACCUGUAUACAGACCGGUGUUAAACUAUACCUUUUUGUACCAUCGAUGUAUACUCUUGCCAUUACUGAGAAGUACCAUGAAUAAAAUGAAAGUAUUGGGACGAAGAUAAUCGAAA
Patiria miniata (bat star) is the source of this 4631-nucleotide messenger RNA. Its product is annotated as mucin-5AC-like. Lineage: Eukaryota; Metazoa; Echinodermata; Asteroidea; Valvatida; Asterinidae. Bases 1 to 1662 code for a protein of 553 amino acids. The transcript is spliced from 2 exons. The record is from RefSeq and is a predicted model, not a curated record.